AUGGGUUCUGUUCCUGCUGAGAUUGGAGGUCGCCUGGCUGGCAAGAAUGCCGUCGUCACUGGCGCUGCUGGUGGCAUUGGCUUGGAGACGACCAUUCUUUUCGCAAAGGAGGGUGCCAGCGUUGCCAUGGCCGACAUCUCUGCCCCGGCACUUGAAAAGGCAAAGGCCAAGGUGCUCUCGCUGCUCCCGUCGGCCAGAAUCGAGACCAAGGUCACCGAUGUUUCCAAGGAGGACCAGGUCAAGGCCCUCAUUGAUUCGGUCGAUGCUUGGGGCGGCCUUGACAUUAUCUUCAACAAUGCCGGAAUUAUGCACGCCAAGGACGACGAUGCCGUGAACACCCCCGAGGAAAUCUGGGAUCUGACACAGAACAUCAACGUCAAGGGUGUCUGGUUCGGCAGCAAGCACGCUGUUCUCGCCCUCCGCCGCAACAAGAAGACCAAGGGCUCCAUCAUCAACACUGCCUCAGUCGUCGCCCUCGUCGGUGCUGCCACUCCCCAGCUUGCCUACACCGCCUCCAAGGGUGCUGUUCUCGCACUCACCCGUGAGCUCGCCAUGGUCCACGCCCGCGAGGGCUUCCGCUUCAACUCCCUGUGUCCCGCGCCCCUCAACACCCCUCUGUUGCAGGAUUGGCUCGGCGACGAUGUUCCCAAGCGCAUGCGCCGCGAGAUCCACUUCCCCACUGGCCGCUUCGGCGAGGCCAUCGAGCAGGCCCAGGCCGUUCUCUUCCUCGCCAGCGACGAGUCAAGCUUCGUCAAUGGCCACGACAUGGUUGUUGACGGUGGCAUGACCAAGGCCUACGUUACCCCCGAGGGCCCCGCGGCGCCCGCCCCCAUCAACAACGCUAGCCGAACCAGCCUCGAGUAA
This is a messenger RNA of Colletotrichum orchidophilum, 864 nucleotides long. RefSeq names its product short-chain dehydrogenase. Lineage: Eukaryota; Fungi; Ascomycota; Sordariomycetes; Glomerellales; Glomerellaceae. Gene Ontology annotation, molecular function: oxidoreductase activity. The record is from RefSeq and is a predicted model, not a curated record. The coding region runs from base 1 to 864 and encodes 287 amino acids. The transcript has 3 exons.